This is a messenger RNA of Mercenaria mercenaria, 736 nucleotides long. Its product is annotated as deoxyribonuclease-1-like. Lineage: Eukaryota; Metazoa; Mollusca; Bivalvia; Venerida; Veneridae. Gene Ontology annotation, biological process: DNA catabolic process. Bases 158 to 721 code for a protein of 187 amino acids. Gene Ontology annotation, molecular function: DNA nuclease activity. The transcript has 5 exons. Gene Ontology annotation, cellular component: nucleus. The record is from RefSeq and is a predicted model, not a curated record.
CAAUAUUUGUAUAAAAUGACCGUCUAGAUUACAAUCGUGACCGGUCAGCAUGUUAAGGCAUGUAAGCAGUUCCUUAUCUAGAUUGCUUCACGUAUGACUUUAGAUUUCUUCGGACAUUUGUAGAGGAUUAGCUGAACAUUUCAGAAAGGGACCCAUAAUGCCGCUGUUGCAGAAACUGAUCGUGCUGUGUGUGGCUAUUCUAGGGCAAUCUUCUAGCUUACCUACAGAUCAAUUCGCGACGAAUACAACCAAAGCAGCAAAAUACGACUCUCCAAUAUCUUCAUACGCUUUUCUACCGAAAGUUUUACGUAUAUGUGCGUUCAAUAUUAAAACCUUUGGUCGUGCUAAAAUGAGCGAUCCAUUUAAAGCUGGAAUCAUUCGAGAUAUUGUGAAACGCUACGAUGUUAUUUUGAUUCAAGAAAUUCGCGACUCCAGUGGAGAGGCUAUACAGCAGCUAUGGGACAUGGUUGGAAGAUCACAAUACAGUCUUGUGUACAGCGAAAGACUUGGACGAAGUUCGUAUAAAGAACAAUACGCCUACUUCUAUAAACUGUCAACAGUUCAGGUUGUCGACGUGCACCAGUAUGAUGAUGGCCUGGAUGACUACAGUGACCCGUUCGAAAGAGAACCAUUCUCAGUGAGACUAAAACCAGUUGGAGGUAAGCAGCAUUAUGGUUCCCUACAAACGUUUCCGAAGUUCGCAGGGGACCAGUCUAUCUAGGUUUGUUAAGCAACG